AUGCCGCCAUUUUUGUCGACCUCGAAGGCCCUUUGCUCCUUAGCAUCACGCAAAAGUGGUGUGAGUCAAUUCAUCAGGUCCAACAAAAGCAGAUGCAUCACUGCCAUUACGGGCCAACACAUUCAGCCUUCCAUCUCUCGCGUCGGCUUUUCCUCCAUCAUAGGAGGAUCUAGUAAUAAUAACAAUAAUAACAGUAAUAACAAUUAUAUUGCUGCUCACACUAGACAGUUUCUUGGAUGUGGAGAUGGAGAAGAAGGCAUUCUAUCCAAAACCUACGAGGAGAGACGCGUUUUGGGGUAUUCUCCGGAGCAAUUAUUUGAUGUUGUUGCUGCUGUUGAGUUCUAUCAUGGUUUUGUUCCAUGGUGUCAAAGGUCAGACAUACUUAGGCACCAUCCAGACGGAUCAUUUGAUGCUGAGUUGGAGAUUGGAUUUAAAUUCCUUGUUGAAAGUUAUGUUUCUCAUGUGCAAGUGGACAGACCAAAGCGAAUAAAGACAACUGUGUCACAAAGUACCUUGUUUGACCAUUUGAUAAACAUUUGGGAAUUUAACCCUGGCCCUGUUCCUGGAAGUUGUAAUCUUCAUUUCUUGGUGGAUUUUAAGUUUCACUCUCCACUUUACAGACAGAUUGCAUCAAUGUUCUUUAAGGAGGUAGCCUCUAAGAUGGUAGGUUCAUUUACUGAGCGUUGCCGUUUGAUAUAUGGACCGGAAGUGCGGGUUCAUGAAAGCUCGUAUGGUAAAAGGGCAUAA
This is a messenger RNA of Sphenostylis stenocarpa, 747 nucleotides long. The record is from the annotation of a GenBank genome assembly. NCBI's taxonomy places the organism in Eukaryota, Viridiplantae, Streptophyta, Magnoliopsida, Fabales, Fabaceae.